UCUGGCGACAUCUAUAGAACUUCAUGUCAACAAAGACCAGGUGUUUGGAGUUCUUUGACAGGAAUCGGAGGAGCAAAUUAAGUUUAUAUCAAGAAGCGUCUUCAGACAUGAGUGCAAUAUCGCCAGGCUAUUCCCAGCCUGUCCCCCUCCAGCCGUACCAUGAUGGAGAAGAGAUGGACGAGAGGAGACUGUGGGUGGGCAACCUUGACCCCAGGAUCACAGAGUUUACCUUGCUAAAGCUGUUGCAGAAAUAUGGGCGGUUGAAUAAAUUAGACUUUCUCUACCACAAGACAGGCCCAGACCAAGGCAAGCCUAGAGGAUACUGCUUUGUCACUUACCAAACUAUAGAUGAGGCCAAAUUUGCAACCAAGUCAUUGAAUGGGAAGUUUGCUCUGUCCAAGAAACUGGUAGUACGGGUGGCUAAUACAGACAAAAAGGAUGAUCCAGUGAAUGAGAAGUUAGGAGUGAAGAUCAACAAACAGUCUGAUGAUGGAAUCAGCAAAGAGACCAAGAUUCGUGCCAUAGAAGCUAAACUUAAAGUUAUGGAGCAAAACCCAGAUCUACCGUUAGAUUUUAGUGUACCUUCUUCUUCUUCUGGCACGCAACAAAACUCUCAUAAACAGGGUUCGAAGUUGCUGCAAAACUCACAAACUAAGUCUCAUUGUGGAAAGACUAAUAGUCCCUACGGGAGAGGGUACCCUAGAUGAUGUUGGUGUGGCACUUGGUGAAAAAAUGCAUUCCAGGAUACAGCAAUUUUGACUGAUGUAUGUAUGUAAAAAUGUUGUGAUUGUACACUUAAUGAGAAAAGUUGAGUGGAUAAGAAUCAAAAUCCACAGAGGAUGGAUCAACAAAGAUAAUUUGGAAGACUGUCAGCAAAUAGCUCUGGAUCCACCCCUGCCGGUAGAUUUUAAGACGGUUCAAGUUAAGCAUGUAAGACUUUGUUUUUGGUAGUUUUUGGUGAUGAAAAUUACUUUGGAACAAAGUUUCUAUAAAAGUUAUGUAUUAUUCUUAUCACAAAGCAAUUCAGAAAUUUUGUUCCAAAGCGAUUUUCACCAGUAAACUUAUCAAAAUUAGGGAUCUUAGAAACAGGAAAGAGUAAGUAGGGAAAAGAAAUUCUGUAUGUAGUCUGCUGUCAUGAAAGUUGGUACCAAGUGUCAAGUAAUUGUCUCCAUAGAAAAAUUUUAGUUACAUGUUUGUAUUUUAACCUUAAAUUAAAUAUGAAAGGUUGUUGAAAAUGUAAUGUAAUUUUUAUUGCAUAACUGUAAAUAAUUCUUUAAAACAUAUUGAAUAAAAAUUUGCUCUUUGUGUUGGUAACUUGACAUUUUUAACUAUCUACUAAGCGUAUGUAGAUCAAUAUUUUGAAACAAAAGGCAUCAUGGUUGAAUAGUAAUGUGGUUUAUUUCAUAUUAUAGUGGACCAUUUUCUCCCUUUUCCCAUUACAUGGGAUUCCACAUACAAAUAAUCCAUGUCAAACAUUCACUUUCUUUGAAUGUGAAUGAUAAAAAGUAACCAACAAAAGUUGUUAAAUUUUUCAAUAAGAUUUGCAUAACAGAAUUAAGAUGGAAAAGUGACAAUUCCACAAGCAGCAAUGUAGUUUACAUGCAUCACAGAUACAUUCAGCAGUGCUUUAAAAGUGAAGUCUGACUCGGAGGUAAAAACUUUUUUUUAA
Molecule: messenger RNA, 1669 nt
Organism: Lingula anatina
Lineage: Eukaryota; Metazoa; Brachiopoda; Lingulata; Lingulida; Lingulidae
Product: putative RNA-binding protein 18
Biological process (GO): positive regulation of mRNA splicing, via spliceosome
Cellular component (GO): nucleolus; precatalytic spliceosome
Molecular function (GO): RNA binding
Source: RefSeq, a predicted model, not a curated record